AUGGCAUCGACAAAGAUCCCCGUCACACUCGGGCUCAUGACCUGGGGCGAGCAAGGGACACCUAUGUCCCGCAUCCACGAUCUCGAGACGUGCGAGCAGAUGCUCGACGUCUUCGUUUCUCACGGGCACAACGAAGUCGACAGUGCGCUCGCCUACUGCAACGGCACCUCGGAGGAAUACCUCGGCAAGCUCGACUGGAAGUCGCGCGGCAUCCUCGUCGACACCAAGCUGUGGCCGAUGGAGUACAAGGGCGAAAAGGCGACGUUUACGCUCGACAAGAUGCGCAAGUUCCUGGACGUCCAGCUCGCGGCGGUCAAGACUGACUGCUUGAACUUGUGGUACCUUCACGCUCCUGACUACGGUACACCUAUCGCCGAGACGCUCGAAGCCGCCAACGCGCUCUACAAAGAGGGCAAAUUCAAGCGCUUCGGUAUCUCGAACUAUUGCGGGAAAGACGUCGAGGAGUUCUGCGACCUCGCCGACAAGCACGGGUGGGUUAAGCCGAGCGCUUACCAGGGUAUCUACAACGCCCUCCACCGCAGCGUCGAGACCGAACUCUUCCCAAUCCUCCGCAAGCACAACAUCUCGUUCUACGAGUUCAACCCGCUCGGCGGGGGGUUCUUUGUUGGACACCUCAAGAAGGAGGAGGGGGUGGAGAAAGGGUCGAGGUUUGAUCCGGAGACGGCGCAGGGGAAGAACUACCGCAACCGCUACUGGCGCGACGAAUACUUCCGCGCCCUCGACCUAAUCCAACCCGUCGCGUCCCUUCACUCGCUCACACUCGCCGAGAUCGCCCUCCGAUGGAUCGAGCACCACUCGCAGCUCUCGCGCGAGAGGGGCGAUAAUGUCUUGAUUGGUGCGAGUUCGGUGAGGCAUUUGGAGGAGAACUUGAGGGAUUUGGAGAAGGGGCCGCUACCUGAGGAUGUACUCGACGCACUCGACAAAGCCUGGGAAAUCGUCAAGCCCGUCGCUUCCCUCUACUACCGGUCGCCCGACAACAUCAAGAUCUGA
Messenger RNA from Rhodotorula toruloides NP11, 1011 nucleotides. Its product is annotated as aldo-keto reductase. The transcript is spliced from 7 exons. The record is from RefSeq and is a predicted model, not a curated record. NCBI's taxonomy places the organism in Eukaryota, Fungi, Basidiomycota, Microbotryomycetes, Sporidiobolales, Sporidiobolaceae. The coding region runs from base 1 to 1011 and encodes 336 amino acids.